AUGUCGAAUUGAACACUUACUCCAUUGUAGCUUGUCGUGUAAAAACACUUAGAUGUCGCGUAUGAAUAUCAUUGUUUCGUUUUUGUAGACAUGCUUAAUGCAUCUUAAAAUGUAUUCAGCUUUAACGCUGUAAUAAAUUAAAUUGUUUUAGCCUGUUUUAAUUAUGUACAAAAAACACUGAACGGGAAAAUGGACACGAGAUAUGUAAAUGAUACAUAGUUGGAUGAUAUUUGAUUUACAAGUAAGUUGAGUAUUUAUAAGAUAACGCCGUCUCGAUGAAAGAUGACCUUGUCAUGUAAAACUUCGCUAGAGAAAUACAGUUUAACUAAUAAACAUUGUAUACCAUCCGUCAACUUAGCCGGCUGUUAAAAUGUAGAUUGUGCCUUUAGUGAGUAUAGUGAAAUACCAAACAUGCCGAUAUUUCAAAAGUGUUUUUUAUAAAAGAAACGAGUUUAAACAUCGUUAUGAAUUAAAAGAUUUUAAUCAUUAUUACUACUGUGACCUUGAAUACAGGAGUUUAACUCCUAGCGUGACAAAUCGCUACUCUAACAAUGUGACGUUUUGGAUUUAUUAAAUAGAAUGACAAAUUAAUUAAGCAAGUUGGACAAUUACUCAAAUGGAUAUGUGUGUGCAAAAAGGCCAUCUUCUACCUUAUCCUAAGUAGGUAAAAAUUGCCUUACUCCAUUAAUUUGGCGAAACUCAAACGUCCUGAAAUAUGACAACCGUAACGUGGACAGAUGGCGAGACGGUAGAGAAUACGGACGUUAGUUUUAAAACUCCAAACGCCAACGUUAACGCCAUAGCCGAUUUAUACGGGGAUAGCGUUGGUAACGCUAGCGAUGUGAACGCCGUACAAAACGGAUUAACGAACACACCGACGCCAGAUGAGGUUUAUGCUUAUGACGGAUAUAAUAAUUAUGAACCACAUAUAAGAAAGUACUUAUACAACGACAUGGAGAUCGCGAGGGAUUAUAUCGAGGAUUAUCAGGAGUACAAGAGUGUUAUGUCAGAGUGCAACCAAACCAUCCGAAACACGCCUUAUCCAUUAGAUGGUCACGUACAUUGCAAUGCUACGUGGGACAAAAUGCAAUGCUGGGGUUAUGUAAGGGCCGGAGAGACGUCGUACCAGCCAUGUCCAGGAUACAUAAGGCUCUCAAAUCCAUUAGCAUACGCAAAGAAAACCUGCAACAGCGAUGGGACAUGGUUCCGUCAUCCAGACACAAACAGAAUUUGGACAAACUAUACCAUGUGUUACGACCAAGCUCUUGUAGACCAACACAAGCAGGUGCUGUACAUGUACUUCUACGGCUUCAGUAUCUCCAUCGUAUUGCUAAUUAUCUCCCUUAUCAUAUUCUCAAUGUUCAGACAAUUAAAAUGUGUCCGUGUGAGCCUGCACAAGCACCUGUUUGUCUCGUAUGUGCUGACUGGAGCAUUGUGGAUCCUCUACUAUGCUCUUGUGCCCAUGAACCCGGACGUCUUGAUUGCAAACCCGAUAUGGUGCCAAGUGUUACACGAGCUAACGCACUACUUCACAGUGUGUAACUAUUCCUGGAUGUUCUGUGAGGGAUUCUAUCUACACGCACUGAUGGUCAUCGCUUUUACAAAAGACAAAAAGCUGCUGCUUAUAUGUUAUCUAAUAGGCUGGGCGUUUCCUUUAUUACCCACCAUUAUUUACACCAUAUUGAGAGCGCUAAAUGAAGAGGAUAGGGACAGGUGCUGGACAGGUGACACGAAUCUCCACUGGAUUUUGGCUGGUCCAAUUAACAUUUCCCUUGUGGUAAUCUUUAUAUUUUCCAAUAAUAUAAUGCGCAUCCUGUUGUCAAAGAUACGCUCUGUAUACAACAAUGAAACCAUGCAGACUAGACGCGCAGUACGGGCCACUCUCAUUCUGAUCCCCCUACUUGGACUGCAGUAUAUCGCCUUUCCCUUUAAACCACCUCCGGGAGCGAACGGCGAAUACGUCUACUCCAUGAUAUCAGCCUUCUUGGUGUCAUUCCAGGGUGUGUUUGUGGCCCUUGUGUUCUGUUUCUUCAACGGCGAGGUGAUAAAAUGCUUCAAGAAACAGUACAAUCGCUACAAACUCCAAUCGGUCGGGCGUCGUCGGACCUUCUCCGGUGGUUCAACUAGCAAGUUUGCGGAGCGUGAAUCAAUGGUGCGCACGAAAGAAAUGGCUUUAUCAACUUGUAAAACAACAUCUGCGUCGUCGCCGUUGAAUAAGAAAAAAGAAAAAAAAUGAAACUAUUGUUGAAAUAGAUUCGUGACAUAGAAAUCAUAACAUGAACUCGUCGAACAAAUCCUUGUCUUGAAAAUCUCGUAGAUGUAUGUAUAUCGGUAGACAAACAUUAUUUAAACAGACAAAUGCCAUGAUACCAAUAAGUAUUUACUGAUUAAAUUUAAUGAUGUUUCUUUAGCUUCUUACUAAGUAGAAAGUAUUUAAAUACUGCGAUUUCAGACUCAUUUAAUCUUCAUGCUACAAGCAUAUGAUAACACAACCAUAUUUUCAUCAAACACCAGAACUGUAUUCAUUAUUCAUGUACGAAUGUUAUGCAAUGUUUGGCUAGAGAGACACAUUAAUACUGUUCAUCUUUAAGCACAGUGCAGAUAAGGGUUAAAGUUAGAAAGGUUGUUGUGGUAUAAAUGUUUUUAUGCAUAUCUAUUUAAAAACUCUCGAGAUUAUCUUAGCCAAUGAUAUAACCACUUUAUUAACGUGCGCCAUUUUACGCUGGACACUCCACAGGAUGUACUUAAAAUUAGGAUAGAUUUACCAAAAUGAUAUACGUUUACUCAAGUUUGGCUCUUCAUAUUGUGAUUAUCAAGGCUUUAAAAUAUCGGAAAUACUUGUUUACACGUGAUCAAUAAUGCAACUGUAAAGCACACAGGAAUGUUGUGUGAACAGUGACUGGAGCAAGAUAUGGUAGGGAAACAUGCUAGUAUAUGACUUCUUUUGUUUUUGCCUUUUUGUCUUUUUGUCUAUUGUUUUUGCAUGUGCUCUAAACGUUAUAUUUUUUUAUAAAAUCACUCAGCAGAAACAAUUGUACGUUAUUUACAUAAACUGCUUGUAAAAAGUGUUCACUUGCUAAGACAACCGUUUCUUAUUAUGCUCAAUAUUUUUGUUUUGCUAAGAACAUAUGUUGUGUAAACGUGAUACAUAAGUUUAUCAUUAAGGUCAUUGAAGAAAGUUAAUUUAGUUUUAGAACAUUACGUAUUCCGUUUUUAUUAAAACUAAUGUCCUUGAAAUGUUUCUGAAACAUCUCAAAAUCUCAUCUUCUUUUGUGUUCCUUAUUUUACACAAACCUUUCUUAAUCAUUAUACAGCAUGAAAUGUUGUCAUUCGUUUCGUAGUUCAAAUCAUGUGUUUGUUUUCUUUUCUUUUUAUUAUUAAUUGUAUUUUGUUUAUUAAGAUGUAUUAAAAGAAAUU
This is a messenger RNA of Mya arenaria, 3417 nucleotides long. Its product is annotated as calcitonin gene-related peptide type 1 receptor-like. The record is from RefSeq and is a predicted model, not a curated record. Gene Ontology annotation, cellular component: plasma membrane. Lineage: Eukaryota; Metazoa; Mollusca; Bivalvia; Myida; Myidae. Gene Ontology annotation, molecular function: calcitonin receptor activity. The coding region runs from base 716 to 2236 and encodes 506 amino acids. The transcript is spliced from 12 exons. Gene Ontology annotation, biological process: cell surface receptor signaling pathway; adenylate cyclase-modulating G protein-coupled receptor signaling pathway.